AUUAUUUCUAUAGCAAUAUCCCCUCAAAAAAAAAAUCAUCUUCAUAAUUCAAUUUCCCUCUCUUAGCUUUCAACUAUCAUCCCUCAUUUGGAUGUUGUUGUUUGCUUAAGAAGGAAAACAAACAACUCAACUCCUAUUUGUUUUAAUCCUCCUCUUGAUUCUAAGAUGUCAGCAGCUAAUUCUAUGAGCAUCAAGAACUUGAACUCAACAUUGAAGAUUUCACAAGUAAUUAGUAUCCCACUACCCCCAUCACUACCCCCUACUAAGAUGGGCAUAGUGAAACAAGGCAUAGUGUCCAUUCUUGGAUCAGAGAGUGACAAAAGAAACAAAGGUGCAGGUGCUUCAAUUAGGAGAACCCUUUCAGCUGAUAUGUCAUCCAAGAAAUGGCUAUCACAAAAUGGUUUCUCUCCUAUGAAGAAAAUUGCUUCCUCAAAAGAACUUGAUGUUCUUGGAUCACAAGAUGAGGUUUGGAGAUCAAUCCAAAAAACAAACGAACCAACAUCAAAUGAUGUUUGGAGUUCAAUUUUAACUCAAAAGAAACAAGAGUCAUCUACAUUUCCACCUCCUUAUGUCCAUCCUCUUUUGAAAAAAAUAUCUAGUUCUUUAACUGAAAAAAGUCUUGAAAUUUGUACUGAAAGUCUUGGAUCAGAAACUGGGUCUGAAAUUAUUAGGCUUUCCUCUUACAGUGAUGAAGACAAAGAUGAUCAUCCUCAAAAACAAGAAGAGGAAAAAGAAGAAAUAUUUGAGGAAUUUCCUGUUGUUAAGUUUAACCAUAACAAAAAAACAUCAAGUACUCCUCCAAAGUGUUUCCCUCCACCUAUUUCUUCCUUGGCUGCAGAGGACAAACCCUCUGUUCAUAUGCAAUCUCACAGGCAGAAUGGUAGAUUGAUUCUUGAAGCUGUCUCUGUUCCACCACAGAACCAUUUCCGCGCUCAACGCGUUGAUGGUCGCCUUCUUCUCACCUUAAUCACCACUUCAUCAGAAAUUGAAGCAGAGGAUAUUACUCAUCAACAAGUAUUCGAUGACAAUCAACAAAUCGGACACAAUGAACCAGAUAAUCUUGAUGAAGUGGAGGAAAAAGGAAAUGGUACAAAAGGGAUGCAAAUUGUGCUUGUACAAAAAUCAAGAUUGUCAAAUGGGAGAAUGAAUGUUAACACAUCAACAUUGAUGAUGAAACAACUCAUGGGGGGUCUAGAUAAUCAACAUCAUCUAACAUGCCCUAACAAGUUCAACAAAUCAAUCAAAUUGAUUGAACAGGAAGAUCAACUAACUCCAAAUAUUCCUCAAUCACUUCCACAAAUCUCUCCUCAUCUUAUCACAUCACCUGAACCAGCUUCAUUCAAUGCCUAUAAUUAUUUCUGGAAGAAAAAUCCCAAUCCCAGUGUCACAACCAUUGCCAAUAGUACAACAAAGAUAGCAGAGCAUCAAGAUUUGGUGCUAAUGAGAGGAAACAAAGCCAACAUCAAUUACUUGGUGCCUUUGUUGAAAGGAUGCAAAGAACAGAGGAAGUCUCUACUCAUUUGGGAGCCUUACUGCAUUGCCACCUCCUAAUAAUCAUCAUCAUUACUUGUCUAAUCCCACUGUUAAAUUUAAUUAAUUAGAAAGAUCAUAACAUAUAAUCACAUAACUAUAGUAUAUUACAAAUAAAUGGGGUAAUAUAAUUAUAAUAUCAUAUCAUAUGAAAUGUAAUUUUUCCUCUCUUUGUUAGGUAAGUCUAGUAGUUUUUACUCUUUUGUUGAAAAAGAGUUUCCUUAAGCCAAAUAAACAAAGAGAGAGAUCUACUAUCAAUGUUUUUGAUUUUAAAGGAUUUGAACGAUCUACUAUCAAUGUCUUUGAUUUUAAAGGAUUUGAACAAGGAAAACAUGGAGAUGUUCAUUUUAUUUAAGCUUAUGUGUGUUUUAGUUAAUAAUAAUGCUACCACUAAUUAAGAUUAGACAAAACUCUUAAUUAUGAGCCAAGUUUGACUUGGUGGUGUGUCAUGUCUAUUUAUUUGUCUGUCUCAAUAUCAAAUGGGAAUUUCCUUUC
Molecule: messenger RNA, 2025 nt
Organism: Solanum dulcamara
Lineage: Eukaryota; Viridiplantae; Streptophyta; Magnoliopsida; Solanales; Solanaceae
Product: protein FAF-like, chloroplastic
Exons: 2
Coding region: 166-1551 (461 amino acids)
Source: RefSeq, a predicted model, not a curated record